Photinus pyralis (common eastern firefly) is the source of this 1440-nucleotide messenger RNA. RefSeq lists its product as uncharacterized. The record is from RefSeq and is a predicted model, not a curated record. Gene Ontology annotation, molecular function: DNA binding. Lineage: Eukaryota; Metazoa; Arthropoda; Insecta; Coleoptera; Lampyridae. The transcript has 2 exons. Bases 1 to 1440 code for a protein of 479 amino acids. Gene Ontology annotation, biological process: DNA integration; DNA recombination.
AUGAUACUCAGCAGAACUCUUCAAAUGGACGGCAUUGAAAUGGCUAGCGAUACACUAAAACGUGAAGUUUUACCAGUUCUGAAAAAUGAUGGUGUAGCUCAAGUUGUUAAAUAUGACGAAUUAAUCAUAGCUUACGGCAAUAAGCUUUGUAUAAAAUACAGGGCGCAUAAGCAUCAUCAAUAUAUGAUCAGACAGCGUAUGAGACAAGCUGCUAGGUUUCUACUGAAAAUUAAAGAAAUACGUGACGAUGUACACGAUCUUGCUGCUUGCUUUCACCCUAAGUAUGUGGAUGACAGUAUUGCGGCAAUCAAUAAAAUGGCUAACAUUUCGGACAAUGCGGAUACUUACAGCGCCCCCACCACUGCCACUACUGUAGGUACAUUACUAAAAGACAUAGGGGACACAUUAAAAAUACAGUGUAUGAAGAAGGACGAGGAAGAGAGGAUUAAGCAAAUUGAUAGAUUUUUAAUUUUAUUGGUAGACGAAUUAAAAAUCAAAGUUAAUAGAACAGCAUUAGAAGACCAAAAAGACCGUACCCGGAAGAAAAAAGUUAUUUUACCCAGUAAGUCAGAUAUACAACUCCUUCAUAAGUAUUUGACAGUUAACAGGAGGAAAAUGUUUCAAAGCUUAAAAAAAGAAUUCUCAUUUGACUGUUGGAAAAAGUUAGCAGGCUUUGUUUUAAUAAGCGUUCAGCUUUUCAAUCGAAGAAGGGCCGGAGAAUUGGAGAGGGUGCGUAUUUGCGAUUUUGAGAGUUACCAAACCCUAUCUGCUGAAAACAAUGAUUUCUUCCUUACAUUAAAUCAGGAAUCCAAACAGACCGCCGAACAGUAUGUACGUUUUGAAAUAAGAGGAAAAUUGGGUCGUGGGGUGCCUGUCCUCUUACAUACAGAUAUUGUAAAGUGCAUUGAAUUAAUACUUCAUCACAGAAGUAGGGCAGGCGUUGAUGUAAAAAACCCGUUUGUUUUUGGCAUUCCAAAUCGAAGUGAUAGUUAUCACUAUUUACGUGCCACCGAGCUAUUAAGGAAGUUCGCAGUUGAAUGUGGCGCAGAGAAACCGACAACACUUCGUGGUACCGCGCUACGCAAACAUUUUGCUACAACAUGUGUUGCUCUUGAGCUCACCGAUAGUGAAGUCUCCGAUGUUGCAAAUUUUAUGGGACAUCACGAAAAAAUUCACCACAAGCAUUACCGGCUGUCUAUACCCGCUAAUGAUAUUCUUAAUAUGUCCAAACUUUUAGAGAAGGUUAUGGGGAAUGAUCCAAAUGAAAGUGAAGAAAGCGAAAAUGAAGAAAACGAUGAUCCACAAACUAAAAAUAUGUCAAAAUCAGGAGAGUUCGAUCCAUUUGAGAACGAGGGUGAGGAUCAUACUAAUAAUGCUACACCACCAUUUGCAAAAGCGGAGCACGUACGGAAUAAGGGUAAAGCAAUUGCAGAUCGAUAA